Messenger RNA from Myzus persicae (green peach aphid), 2474 nucleotides. RefSeq lists its product as uncharacterized. The transcript has 2 exons. The coding region runs from base 156 to 953 and encodes 265 amino acids. The record is from RefSeq and is a predicted model, not a curated record. Lineage: Eukaryota; Metazoa; Arthropoda; Insecta; Hemiptera; Aphididae.
ACUCGGCAAACGAUAGAUCAGUGUAGUCGCUUUUGUUCAGUGGUGAAGAGGUGCACAGUAGUAAAACACUCGCACAUUAUAUUAUUCAUAUUAUAUCGCAAUAUCGGCGAUAGAAUAUAAAUACUCCGCACUCAAGCACAAUCGACGCAUUCGAAAUGACGAGGAAACUUGUAGUCACGUGCCUGUUUUUGGUGGCGGCACAAGCCGCGUACGCACAUCCGACCGCCGAAGAUGCUCCUGCCGCCCCCGCAGCCGACGAGGCAGCCGGUCUGGAAAAAGUGUACAAGGUGAUGCAGGAUUGCUCCGAGAAGAACAUGGCCACCUGUUUGAAAAUGCGAGCUUUGCAGUACGUCGACCGGGCAUUGCGCAAGACCGACAGCAUCGAGGUGUUCGAUGGCAUUUCAUUGGUCAAGUCCGAAUCCGUUGAGUCCAGCCGAGGCUUGAACGGCCGAUCGCUCGCCGAAUCCGAGCUCGAAGAAGCACAGCCCAAGGACGAUGACGAGAAGGACGCCCAAGUCGAGAACCUCCUGUUGGACCGCGUCGCUCGUUUCCUAGAAAGCCACACCCUCCAACUCAAGGUCCCGGAAUCAUCCAUCUCCGGCAUCAGGAGAUCUCUCGAUGAAGCCCGUGGCAAGAAGAAGAAGCACCACCUUAAGAUGUUGAUGCCAUUGUUGAUGCUGUUGAAGAUGAAAGCCAUGGCCAUCGUCCCGUUGGCUAUUGGAGGUCUUGCCCUGCUCGCAUUCAAGGCUCUCGUCGUCGGCAAGAUCGCCCUCGUCUUGGCCGUCAUCAUGGGAAUCCAAAAGUUGUUGGCCAACAGCAAGAGCCAACAAUCGUACGAAGUAGUGUCUCACCCACACUACACCGAGGAACACGGACACGGACACAGCGGUGGAUACAGACGGUCCCUGGAAGGUGAAACCGCCCAAGACAUGGCGUACCGCGGUCAACACUGACGCAGCCACCGCCAAGCCGCUACCCCCUGUGAACCUUCACCCUUUGUAGCGGGAUCCCCGUAGAUGUAGUAUCACACCCUCGCUCCCCCAGCCAUCACCCAACGAGGCGAUAUUUAUUUGUAAAUAGUUCAAAAAAACAUUCCCCCCCAUAGGAACGACAUAAUUUAUUUUAAUAUUAAUUAGUAUUUUUUUUUUUAUAUACAUCCGAUCGUCUUCUAUACCGCGCAAUUCGCUUUUCCUUUCUACAUCUCAACCCCCAGACCACCACUCUAUACUCUACAUCGAUGACGUGUUUGUGCGCCUACGUUGCAAAAUAUCAUUUUGCUCUCAAGCUCAAAUUUAUAUAUGAUAUUAUUAUUAUACUUCGCGUAUAAUAUAUACUAUUAUAUUGUAUACGUAUCAUACACAUAGCUAGAGCGACACAGCGUCCGUUCAUCGCGCCCGCCACGUACAUAUAUAUAUACAUAUAUAAUUAUUAUUAUACGACAUCCGCACUCCGGAGGCGACUGUACACUUCGACGGCGGUCAAUAACGGGUUCUGCUUAAUCACUUCGGGACAAUGAUCGCACACAACACAUAACAACAACGUUUUACUACCAUAUACACAACCAUAUAAUAAUAUACGAUUAUUAUUUACCCCGGGCGGUCGGUUAAAAAUACAGAAGUUAACCUAGUGACACACACACACACGCAUGUCGUAUAUGUGUGGUGUGCGUGUGUGAGCGUGUGUGAGCCGCUCGUGUGACGAUAUAGGUCGGCCGGAGGAGAAGAAAAACAAGAAGAAGAAGAAUUAUUACAAAAAAAUAAUAAAUAACUAUUUCCGUAACUGGUUUUGUCUAUAAAACACGAAUAGAAAUUGUUAGAAAUCUAUUCUUUCUACUAUACCUAUAUUCAUCACGAUCACCACUACCACAACCAUCGCACUAUAGUAACCAUAACCACGAUUACACACCUGCGACUGCUGCGUUACAACUUUGACCUUAUCCACGAGACGACACCGACCGACGAAUGGAAGAAAUACCUCUAUAUAUACACGUUUGGGACUAGUAUUUUCUUCUUUCACGUCUAAUACCUAAUAACACACACAUACUUGCUAAAAAACUAGUACGAUGACUUACCACUUGGCUGCUGUAGCUCUUUCCGAUCUUUCAAACCAGUAAUAUAUACAUACCUAUUUUGCUGCUGGCCAAACACUUAAUGCUCUUUUCACUUGACCGGAAAUAUAAUUGUUGCUCACAAACCAUAAUACGUUGUUAUAUGAUUUAUUUUAUUUUAUAUUGUUGUACAUUGUGUCAUGUUUUUUAUAUCUUUUUUUAUUUUAAUACUUUUUGUGUGUACAUCGAAGACUACCUAUUUAUUACGUAUUUUAAUAAAACCGAUUUGUUUGUAAUAAAAAUUUACUUCUUUUUUUCUAAGCUCAGCUCUACACGACUUGACUCGACUUGACUGGACUAGACUCGACUUGACUUGACUGGAAUUCACUUGACUUGCCUCGAUUUAAUACUCGAUUUGACUUAACUA